Solanum pennellii is the source of this 4540-nucleotide messenger RNA. Its product is annotated as putative disease resistance RPP13-like protein 1. Gene Ontology annotation, biological process: defense response to other organism. The record is from RefSeq and is a predicted model, not a curated record. NCBI's taxonomy places the organism in Eukaryota, Viridiplantae, Streptophyta, Magnoliopsida, Solanales, Solanaceae. Gene Ontology annotation, molecular function: ADP binding.
AUUGUCUCAAUUAUUUUGGAAUCUUUGUUUUUUUGGAGUCAAGAAAAGAGAAUUGUUUUGCUUCAUUCAGUGAUUAUUCUUGUUUGCGAAUUACUGUUAGCAUUCAACAGGUGAUCGAUCAUUCUUGUUUGCGAAUUACUCUUAGCAUUCAACAGAUUUCAGAAAUGGAGGUUGUCGUAGCAAUUGGUGAUGCUUUUCUCUCUUCAGCUUUCGAUGUUCUCAUUGAUAGGCUUGCUCCUGAGGGUGAUCUUCUCAAAAUGUUUCGGAAGCAUAAGUAUGAUGUUGAGCUCUUAAAGAAGCUGAAAUUGACUUUGCUUGGUCUUCAAGCUGUGCUAACUGAUGCAGAGAAUAAGCAGGCAUCAAAUCACUUUGUGAGAGAGUGGCUUAAUGAGCUUCGACAUGCUGUAGACUCUGCUGAAAACUUGAUUGAACAAGUCAAUUAUGAAGCUUUGAAGCUUAAGGUGGAAGGUAAGCAUCAAAAUCUUGCAGAAAAAAUAUUGAAAUAUUGUAGAUUUUGCAACGUGUGCUUGGGUGAUCAUUCUUUUCUUAACAUAAAUGAAAAGUUGGAGAAGACUAUUGAAACAUUGGUGAAUUUGCAAAAUCAAAUUAGUGACCUUGGCUUACAGAAACAUUUUGGUUUGACUAAACAAGAAGCUAGAACACCUUCAACUUGUUUGGUUGAUGAAUCUGAUAUCUUUGGUAGGCACAAAGAAAUAAAGGAUUUGAUUGACCUUUUAUUGUCUGAAGAUGCAAGUGGACGAAACCUCACUGUAGUUCCUAUUGUAGGAAUGGGCGGUGCGGGUAAGACAACACUAGCUAAAGCGGUUUACAAUGAUGAGAAGGUGAAGAAUCAUUUCAGUUUGAAAGGUUGGUAUUGUGUUUCUGAGGCAUAUGAUGCUUUGAGAAUAACCAAAGGGUUACUUCAAGAAAUUGGCUCAUUUGAGUCAAAGGAUGACGGUAAUUUUAAUAAGCUACAAGUCAAAUUGAAGGAAAGCCUGAAGGGAAAGAAGUUCUUUGUUGUCCUCGAUGAUGUGUGGAAUGAUGACUAUAAUGAGUGGGAUAACCUGAGAAAUGUUUUUGUACAAGGAGGUAUGGGAAGUAACAUCAUUGUAACUACACGUAAGGAGAGUGUUGCUCAGACGAUGUGUACUGAUCGUUGCACAAUCACUGUGGGGAAUCUGUCUAGUGAAGACUCUUGGGCUUUAUUCAAACGAUAUUCACUAGAAAAUAGGGAUCAUCCGGAACUUGAAGAGGUUGGGAGAAAAAUUGCAGACAAAUGCAAAGGGUUGCCUUUAGCUCUAAAGGCACUUGCUGGUGUUUUACGCUGCAAAUCAGGGGUGGAGGAGUGGAGAAACAUUUUAAGAAGUGAAAUAUGGGACCAGCGUUUUUUGAAUGAUAUAUUACCAGCAUUGAUGUUGAGCUACAAUGAUCUUCCUGCACAAUUGAAGCGAUGUUUUGCUUUUUGUGCAAUAUAUCCCAAAGAUCAUGAAUUCUGGAAAGACCAAGUUAUUUACCUGUGGAUUGCUAAUGGUCUUGUAAAGCAGUUUUGUUCAGGCAACGAAUACUUUGACGAGUUGAGAUCAAGAUCUUUGUUUGAAAGGGUCCCAGAGUCUGAAUGGAAAUCGGAGAGAUUCUUAAUGCACGACCUUAUCAAUGAUUUGGCCCAAACUGCAUCUUCAAAAUUUUGUAUUAGGUUGGAAGAGAAAGGAUCUCAUGAUAUGUUGGAACAAAGUCGGCACAUGUCCUAUUCCAUGGGAGAAGGUGAUUUUGAGAAAUUGAAACGACUCUCCGAAUUAGAGCAGCUGAGGACAUUGCUUCCAAUCAAACUCAAUUACUCAGUUUACCUAAGCAAGAGGGUGUUGCAUAACAUACUUCCAAGACUGACAUCCUUAAGGGCAUUAUCAUUGUCUCAUUACUAUAUUUUUCAGUUGCCAAAUGACUUGUUUAUCAAAUUAAAGCUCCUCAGAUUUUUGGACCUUUCUCGGACAUUGAUUGAAAAGUUGCCAGAUUCCAUUUGUGUAUUGUAUAACUUGGAGACACUUCUCUUGUCAUCAUGCUAUUAUCUUGAGGAGCUACCGCUGCAGAUGGAGAAGUUGAUCAACUUGCGUCAUCUUGACAUAAGCAACAGCGUUCGCUUGAAGAUGCCGCCACAUUUGAGCAAGUUGAAAAGCCUCCAAGUCCUAGUGGGAGCCAAGUUUCUUGUAGGUGGUAGCGGUGGUUUGAGAAUGGAAGAUUUGGGUGAAGUACAUAACUUGUAUGGAUCUCUAUCAGUUUUCGAGUUGGAAAAUGUAGUUGAUAGAAGGGAAGCCGUGAAGGCAAAUAUGAAAGAAAAGGGACAUGUUAACAAGUUAUCUUUGGAGUGGAGUAGAGGUAGUUCUGCUUACGAUUCUCAAACUGAAAGAGAGAUACUUGAUGGGCUACACCCAUACACAAACAUAAAAGAAGUGGAAAUCACGGGAUAUAGAGGGACAAGAUUUUCAAAUUGGCUGGCUGAUCCUUCAUUUCUUCAGCUAGCAAAAUUGUCUCUUAGCGACUGCAAGGACUGUGAUUCUUUGCCAGCACUAGGACAACUUCCUUGUUUAAAAAUCCUUUACAUUAGAGGGAUGCAUGGAAUAAGAGAGGUGACGGAAGAAUUCUAUGGCAUUUCAUCCUCUAAAAAGCCUUUUAACUCUCUUGAGAAGCUUUUAUUUGAAGAUAUGGCGGAGUGGAAGCAAUGGCACGUAUUAGGAACUGGGGAGUUCCCUAUACUUGAGAAGCUUUCAAUUGAAAAUUGUCCCAAGUUGAUGGGGAAGUUGCCUGAAAAUCUUUUUUGUUUGACAGAACUGAGUAUUUCAGAUACAUCUCUUUUUGAUGAUGCUCAACUGUUUAGAUCCCAACUUGAGGGAAUGAAGCAGAUUGAGGUAUUAAUUAUUAAUAAUUGUAACUCUCUUACCUCAUUACCUUUUAGCAUAUUGCCCAGUUCCUUGAAGAGAAUAUCCAUAUCUGGUUGUCAAGAAUUGAAAUUGGAGGAGGCAGUUGGUUAUUGUAACAUGUUUCUUCAGGAAUUAUGUCUGAAUGCAUAUAAUUGUAUAGAUGAUAUAUCACCUGAGUUGCUCCCAAGAGCACGCUCUUUGAGAAUUGAGAAUUGUGACAACAUUACUAGCUUUUCGAUUCCUACUGCGACUGGAAGUCUCUUUAUUUCUUUUUGUGAGAAUGUUGAGAAACUAUCGGUUGCCUGCGGGGGGGCCCAGAUGACUUCACUGCAUAUUAGGGGCUGUAAGAAGCUCAAGUGGCUGCCAGAACGUAUGCAGGAACUCCUUCCAUCUCUUAAGAAACUGAUACUUGAUGAUUGUCCAGAAAUAGAGUCCUUUCCUCAAGGAGGAUUGCCCUUUAAUUUACAAGUCCUUCAGAUCCAUGAUUGCAAGAAACUGAUGAACGGACUAAACGAGUGGCAUUUACAGAGACUCCCCUGUCUCACACAGUUAUUCAUCAUACAAGAUGGGAGUGACGAAGAGAUUGUUGGUGGUGAGAAUUGGGAGUUGCCUUCCUCUAUUCAGAGACUUGAAAUAUCCAAUCUGAAAACAUUAAGCAGCCAACAUCUCAAAACCCUCACCUCUCCUCAAUAUCUAUAUAUUCAUAAUUCAACUCACAUUCAGUCACUAAUGGAACAAGGUGGGCUUCCCUCUUGUCUUUCUCAUCUACAUUUAGAAUACCAUGAUGAGCUCCAUUCACUGCAUCUUUGCCACCUCACUUCACUUUUAUGUCUACACAUCUCGAAUUGCCGUAAUCUCCAAUCACUCACCGAAUCAGCACUACCCUCCUCCCUCUCUCAGCUAGAGAUCUCUCAUUGCCCUAAUCUCCAAUUACUCUCCGAAUCAACACUGCCCUCCUCCCUCUCUCACCUGAUCAUCAGAAAUUGCCCUAAUCUCCAAUCCCUUCCAGUAAAAGGGAUGCCCUCUUCCCUCUCUACACUACAUAUUAGCGAAUGCUCAUUGCUCACACCACUACUAGAAUUUGACAAGGGGAAAUACUGGCCAAAUAUUGCUCAAAUUCCCAUCUUAUACAUCGAGGGGGAACACCUGUAAUGCUUAAAAGUACAAAUUGCGGAAUGUCUAAUGCUCAAACCAACAAGUGCUACUUUAAUAGAUUGAGGAGGUUGUGAUUUUCGAGUCAUACAACUGUCUGUUGUGGCUUCGUUGAGAUGAAGCAUGACUUGCUGCAAAUGAGACAUCCAGCUCUAAUGUACGUACCCAAAGGUCGGAUGAGGACAAGUCCAUGGUUGUUUACUCUUCAACUCAUUAUUCAGUAACAAUGUUGUGAUUUUCAAGUCGUACAGCUGUCUACUAUGACUUCUUUGAGAUGAAGUAGAACUUGCUGCAAAUGGAACCCAAAGGUACAUUGUUGAAAGCCGUUUAGUAAAGUGUAUAAGAAUAAUGCUAAACACAAUGUAUUAGUUACCGGGAGAUUAUUUUUUAUACAUUAUUUUAUUUGGUGUGUUAAAAAAUGACAUAUGUUGUAUAAUUUUAACUAUUUCUAUACUCAACUUUCUUUUGGUAUUAUA